AUGAAGGUGCGGAAGCACGGGGGGUCGCUGGACGAGGAGAAGCUAUUCGAAAAUGUGAGCAAAGAUGAUUCGGGUAUGAUAAAAAAGUUCACGCUGGGAGUGUGUGCCAUGGAAAGUAAGGUGGAGAGCGCACCAAUGGAAUGUAUUUUGAAAAGGUUAGCCAAAAGUGGAGAUUUCAAUAUUAUCAAAUUUAAAGGAGAUAUGAUAUUAAAUCAUGACAUAGAUUCAUGGCCAAUAGUGGAUUGUCUGAUAGCAUUUUACUCCACAGGAUUCCCUCUCAAUAAAGCCAUCGAGUAUGUAAAGAAAUACAAACCAAUAACAUUAAAUAAUCUAAGUAAACAAUUAAUUUUAAGGUCAAGAUUACAGAUAUAUGAAGAAUUAAAAAAAUGCAAAGUACCUCAUGCCAAUUAUGUAGUUGUAGAUCAUGAUGCUGUGAAAAGAGGAGAACAUGCAUUUGAAGAAUACUACGACUAUAUUGUGUAUAAUAACAUACGACUUAAUAAACCAUUUAUAGAAAAACCAAUCAAUGCAGAUAAUCACAAUAACUGGAUUUAUUAUCCAAAGAAUACAGGUGGAGGAUGUAAAAAACUGUUUCGUAAGGUUAAAGAUAGGAGUAGUGAAUACUGUCCUGAUAUACAUAAGGUUAGAAAUAAUGAAGCAGAAAAAAUUAUUGCUUAUCGAAUUGUGGAGGCAUUUCAACAAACUGUUUGUGGAUUUGAUAUUUUGAGAACUACCAUGGGACCCUUUGUAUGUGAUGUUAAUGGAUGGUCUUUUGUAAAAGGUAACAUAAAAUAUUACAAUGAUUGUGCACAUAUCUUAAGAGCUAUGUUUCUUGCAAAGUUGGAAGAAAAAUACAAUAUCAUUCCAAGAGACUUAGCUGAUAAUUGGUAUAAUAUAGAAAAUGAAGAAGAAGUGUUGAGGAAAACCUUUAGGCAACCGGAUGACCUACAUUGUUCUCACCAUGAAGAGUUAUGUUCUGUCAUUAUUGUUAUGCGUCAUGGUGAUAGGAAGCCAAAACAGAAAAUGAAAUUCCUCACAGAUCGUCCUCUCCUUUUGGAUUAUUUCAAUUGUGAGGAGAAUUUAUACAACGUUAUUGAGAAUAAGCUGUCUCCAGAAGAUCAACAGAAGGCUAGUCACAUCGGUUUGAAUAACAGCAAUAAUAACUUAAGUGUGAGGUGCGUGCCCUCCGAUCGGGUGGACUCCUCCAUGUUCCAGUACGACGCCUCGGCCAAGGCUCCCUCUACACUCAGUAAAAUAUCCUUCAUUUCGCAGAAGAGCGGCGAGGUGGUGGGCGCCUCGGGCGCGGAGCCGGAGCCGUCCGCGGCGGACACGAACGAUGCCGCCAACGUUGCGAAUGCUGCGAAUGCUGUGAACGCCGCUAACGUUGAGAACGCCGCUAACGUUGAGAACGCCGCUAACGUUGAGAACGCCGCCAACAUCGCUAACGCCGCCAACAACGCUAACGCCGCCAACAUCGCUAACGGCGCGGCCCCAGACGAGGAGGAGCUCCGAGACAGCCUCUACAAGGAGUACACGAAGAAGGAAAUAAAGUUCAAGUCGCCGGAGGAGCUGCAGGACCUCUUCCUGCGGAACAACAUCAUCCUGGGCGACAUCGAGAAGGAGUACAAGGCGCUCAAGGCGGAGGCGGAGGCGAGGAGAGCCGAGCAGGCGGUGAGGAGUGACGCCGUGGGAGGAAGUGAUAGGGUGGGAAGAAGUGACGCGGUGGGAGGAAGUGAUUGGGAGGCCUCUCUUAAGCGUGAAGAAGACCCUCCCAAAAGUGACGCUAAUACUCCUAAAGGAGACGCAGAUGCUGCUAAAGGUGACGCGGCUGCCUCUACCCGUGACGCGAAUACUCCUAAAGGUGACGCGGCUGCCUCUACCCGUGACGCGGCCCGCCCGCACGCCGCGAUGACGCAGGAAGAGCUGGAGGCCAAGCUCAGCGAAUACGAAAUCACGAUCGAAAACCACAAGACACUGCAGAAGGUGCUCGAAAGGGGAGAUGGAUUCACAGGCAUAAACAGAAAAAUACAACUCAAGCCGGUGGAAUUCGUCGUUGUGGAUGAAAAAAUCGUUGUGACCAAAAUUUUGACAGUGGCAAAAUGGGGAGGAGAGCUAACUAGAAUGGGAAGAAGACAGUCCGAAAAUUUAGGAAAGAGAUUUAGAGCAACACUCUACCCAGGAGACUCAGACGGAUUAUUACGAUUGCAUUCAACAUUUAGACAUGAUUUUAAAAUAUUUACCUCAGAUGAAGGGAGGUGUCAAAUAACAUCUGCUGCUUUUACGAAGGGGUUUUUAGAUCUCGAUGGAGAGUUGACUCCUAUCCUAGUGGCUAUGGUGAUUAGAAAUUCCAAAGCACAUAGUCUUUUAGAUGAUAAUAGACCUAGUCUAAAUAGAACCCAAUGUAAACAGUACAUAGAUAACGUACUUAAUGAGGACAAGGAUAUAGAUGAGGAGUUAUUGAAAAAACUGACAUCUGGGAAACAAGCUAGAGGAUUACGUGAAUCUUUGAGAAAAAUUUCCAACUUUUUUCAACUGAUGGAAAAAAUUAGGAAAACUAUUUAUGAUUUUUUAAAAGGAUUAAAUCAGGAAGUACAGAAAUGGCUAAAUCUAUUUCCGUAUGAUGAGUAUGCUCUGUAUGUAAUUGACAUUUUACACGAAAUACAAGUCAGGUGGAAAUCACUUACCAAAAUGUGGUAUAAAAAAAAUAAGAAUAAUUAUGAUACGUCUAAAAUACCAGAUAUUGUAGAUAAUAUCAGAUUUGAUCUCAUUCAUCAUCAUUCCUACUUGGGAUGUGGAUUAGAUAAAGCUUUCGAGAUUUACAAUCAAAUAGAACCGCUAGCCAAUUUUAUUUCCCAAGCAGAGUAUGGAAUCACUCCUGAGGAAAAAGUUAAAAUAGGAGUUAACAUUGUUGGGAAGUUACUUCGCAAACUAAUCCAUGACGUUACAUUCUACAGAGAUGAAGAAGUCCGGAAUAAAAGAAACAACAAAGGUUACUUUGAUUUAAAAAAUGCUCUCAAUAUUUCAUACAUCAACUCGUUUAACAUAUCGAAGACUGACAAGAAUGGACACCCAACAAGUGAAAAAAACUCACAACAACAGCUUCUGGAAAAUGCGAAAGUAGAUGCACAACAUGCCAAUUGGCUAGACAAGGAGAUACAAAAGGACACACCCAAAUUGUUUAGCAUGUCCAAGUAUGACUCAAGGCAAAUUUUCAUUGACAAACGUAUGCAGAAGUCUGGGGACCAGCUCGUCACCGCCACCAUCAAGACGGACCCCUCUGCUCGCAAGGCAGGGCCGCCAGUGUGCAACGAGUCUACCUCCAGUUCGGUAGCAGCCAACUCGGCAGCCGCGGCAGUCGCGGCAAACGCAGGAACCGCGGCAAACGCAGGAACUGCGGCCAACUCGGCAGUCGCGGCAACCGCGGCAACCGCGACCAACGCGGCCUACUCCAGUGGGGCCUACUCCAGCGGGGCCUACUCCAGCGGGGCCUACUCCAGCGGGGCCUACUCUAGUGGAGCUUACUCUAGUGAGGUCUUCUCAAGCGCACCCUUUUCUUGCGGCACCUCCUCCAGUGGAAGGCCUUCUCUGAGCGAGCCACCGGUGAAGAAAUCCAUAUACAGCGAACUCAACCAGAAGGGUGGAAAACUCGGAAGGGAGGCGCAAGUUGGAGGUUUCCCGGCGGGGGGCCCUUCACCCGAAGUGGGCAAGAAUGCAACAGGUGCGGAGUCGAAAAUAGGCGCGGAGUCAAACGGGCAGGAUAAGGGUGCGGGGGGCCCCAUUGGCCUGAAUGGCGGGCUCACCAAUUUGAGUGGCAGUGGCCUCCUUGAGCGCUCCAAGCACAGCAAGGGGGAGAGGCCAGAGGAAGGAGACAUCCGUCAGAGGGACGAGUUGGAGGGGGGCAUCCGGACGCCGGACAGGAGUCCCACGAAAGGUGCGUCUGGAGUGACGGCGGGUGAUCCACAGGGUGGUUGGACCCCCAACGGGGGAGGCACUGUUGGUAGCACGGUUGGUAGUAAUGCUGGCAGUAAUGUUGGCAGUAAUGCUGGCAGUAACGUUGGCAGUAAUGUUGGCAGUAAUGUUGGCAGUAAUGCUGGCAGUAAUGUUGGCAGUAAUGCUGGUAGUAAUGCUGGCAGUAGCGUCGUAGGCAUGGUUGGCAGUAGCGCCGUAGGCAUGGCUGGCUGCGCCAGUGGCAACUCUGCUGGUGUCAGCUCAAACGAGAAGAACCCCUUCAAAGCGGCGGGGGGAGGCGUCACGUACAACAUCAACGCGAAGGAUCUGUACGCGCCAAAGCUGAUCAAUAAGAAGGAGGCCCUAGUGAUCAACUCAUCGGAUCUGUGGGCACACCAGAAUAAGUACAGAAAGGAAAACAACGAGAAGCAAAAAAUGAAAAAAUUAAAAAACGCAAAGGAGGGUGAACUGAAUUUGAAGAGAGAGGACAACGGCGAAGUGGCUAGUGAGUAUAGGGGAUUAGAUAAAAAGGGGGGUGGAUGGAUGAAAGGUGCAGGAGGCAUUAGUGGAAGUGGCAGCGACACGCCCGCGAAGGAGUUCCGUGGGAAGGUAACCACCAGGUUGGAUGGACAGCAGAGUGAGGAGGAAAAAGGAAGGAGUGGCACAGCAGGGAGGGGCGCUUCUCGAAAUGGCGCUUCCCUGAAUGGCCAUGAAUGCACACAACAGGCGGACAAAGAAGGAAUAACAAACGAGCAGGGUGGUAACAAUACGGAACAGAGGAAGGAAGUGGAGAAAACGGAUCAGGAGUACCAAAUGGAGGAGGCAGAUCGACAGGUGGGUGACGAGAAGGAGGAGAGGGAGGAGGGCGAGGAGAUGGAGAAGAGACUGUCCAAGGAGAUGGAAAAGAGACUGUCCAAGGAGAUGGAAAAGAGACUGUCCAAGGAGAUGGAAAAGAAACCGUCGAAGGAAAAAAUAUCGGAGGAGAUGAUGAAGGAGAAAAUAUCGGAGGAAAUGCCGAAGGAGGAAGAAGAAAAUGAAGGAGAGGAUGACGAAGGAGAGGAAGAACACGAGCAUGACGAUGACGAAGAUAUAAUAAGACUUAAAGAAACGGAUGCAAGGAGGUUAGGAAUUCGAUCUCCUUGGAGGAUGGUUAGGUCUAGAUAUUACGUCACGUCAGCUUCACACAUGAUUUCACUAUUGAGUAUCCUGAUCCAUGCCAAGAAUAUAGAUAGCUCGACUGGACAGAAUAUAAUCGAUAAUGAUUCCAUUAAAAGCGUGGAGGAUGUCACUGACUUACAUUAUCUAUCACACUUGGUUUUUAGAGUUUGGGAAAGAAAACAUCUAAAACGAAAUGACAGCAACAGGUUCAGAAUCGAAAUUUUGUUCAGCUCUGGUGCGAAAGAUGGGUUCGGACAGAACUAUGAACUGCUGGAGAAAGACGCUAAGGCGCAGCAGCAGAAGUAUGAGAGGCACUUUAGCAAAUACGUGGAUGACAGCAAGAGAGGCGCAGGGGGGGGGGAGGUGAACCCCUCCAUCCAGGUAAGCCGUGCAAACUCUGGCGUGAGCAAGGGGGGGAAGAAGCCGUCCAGGGAAACGCCGCCCGGGGAAACGACGCCAAGAGAAGCGCCACCUGGAGAAGCGUCCCCCUCGGAGAAGUCCCUUCUGGAGAAGCCCCUUCUGGAGAAGCCUAGCACAGCGAGCAAUGAUCACGGCGCGUCCGCUUCGGACAUGGUGGGGUCGAACAACUCCCUCUCACAGGAGGUACCCCGGGGGCAGGAAGAAAAAGCGAAAGCGAGCGCGGGCAACUCAUUCCGGUUCGCCGACAGCGUGGAGGGGAGGGUGCCCAGUUUGGGUGUGUGCGUGCCGAGUUUGCAGAGCGACUUAGUGAGCACGGAAAGGAAAGGCGAAAGUGGCAUCGACAGUGAAAAGGGAAACCUGAGCAGGAACGACUGCGAAAGGGGCAGUCUGGGAAGAAGCAACUCUACGCUUAGAAAUGAUAGCUCUCACAGAAAUGAUGGCCCGCACAGAAAUGAUGGCCCUCACAGAAAUGAUGACCCUCACAGAAAUGAUGGUCCUCACAGAAAUGAUAGCUCUCACCGAAAUGAUGGUUCUCACAGAAAGGACGCCGUGCGGAGGAAUGGAGUGCGGAGCCAAUUCUCAUCCAGCUCAGCAAACCUGUUCCGAAGGAGAGAGGAAGAAGAAGACGAAAAAUUCCACCAAAUGGUCUACAAAAGAGACAUGUCCUUCCAGUUUGGAGGAGUGCACGAGAAGCUGAGUUCACUGAACAACAACACGACAAGGACGGGAAGCUACAUGAUCAGAUCCAUCAGCUCCAAUUUGAGGAAAAAAAAAUACAAACAGAAAGAUGGCCUAAAUGUAGAAUACGAAAAAAAAAAAGGAAGACAUCACAAAGGAAAAUCUAUUAACGUAUGAAUGCAGAUCGAGUUGGAAGGGGAAGGUAAUGGCAGUAAAGCAUUUAAUGCAAGAAGAAAUAUCUUGCUCGAAAAUGAACCGGGAAGGAAUAGUUUCCAGCACAGCCUUCAACACAAAAUUGAGCGACCAUUCCAACACAAGAUCGAGCGACCUUUCCAACACAAAAUUGAGCACCCUUUCGAGAAGAACAGUGAGCAUGAUCCGAAGGACAGUAAAAAGGCGAAUCAUUUUAACGAGAAUAAAAAAAACUCCACGUCUAAUUUGAAGUUCUUUUACAAAACAUACAUGCCUGAUUACGAGAAAAUUAUCGAGAAUGACAAGAAGGCGGAGACCUUCGACGUCCCUCCCUACUGUGAGUUGGCUCCCCUCAUUGUGCUGACGAAGAAUUGCCAGCUGUCCACCUUUGAGAAUAUCCUCACGCAGAUUCUGAACAAGUACUCCAAGGGUGGGAAGACGAAGGACAAAGGGCCCAAGGCGGGGCCCAGGCAAGCCUGA
Molecule: messenger RNA, 6876 nt
Organism: Plasmodium cynomolgi strain B
Lineage: Eukaryota; Apicomplexa; Aconoidasida; Haemosporida; Plasmodiidae
Product: acid phosphatase
Exons: 4
Coding region: 1-6381 (2126 amino acids)
Biological process (GO): inositol metabolic process; inositol phosphate biosynthetic process
Molecular function (GO): 5-diphosphoinositol pentakisphosphate 1-kinase activity; inositol hexakisphosphate kinase activity; diphosphoinositol pentakisphosphate kinase activity
Source: RefSeq, a predicted model, not a curated record